Salvia hispanica is the source of this 3298-nucleotide messenger RNA. RefSeq names its product putative leucine-rich repeat receptor-like serine/threonine-protein kinase At3g14840. Gene Ontology annotation, biological process: protein phosphorylation. NCBI's taxonomy places the organism in Eukaryota, Viridiplantae, Streptophyta, Magnoliopsida, Lamiales, Lamiaceae. The record is from RefSeq and is a predicted model, not a curated record. Gene Ontology annotation, molecular function: ATP binding; protein kinase activity; protein binding.
UUCACUUGCAUAUUUAUCUUCUUCUCAGCUCACACCCAUUCCUCUCUCUCUCUCUCUAAAAUCUAAGUCUAAGCAAACAUGAUAAAUUGAUUCCACAUUUCUUCAUAAUGUUGUGUUUUUGGAGGCUUAUUGCGUUGAUUUGGUUUGUGAGCUUAGUUUCCGGAGCAGCGGUUUUGCCUCCUGAUGAAGUGGAAUCGCUGAGGGUGAUAGCGAGGAGGUUGGGGAAAGGGGAUUGGAAUUUCAGCGUGGAUCCAUGCAGCGGGUUGUCGGGCUGGGCGACCCCGAACCCGAUUAAAGGCAGUGAAAAUGCAGUGACUUGCAACUGCACGUUUGACAAUAGCACCACUUGUCACAUUACCAGCAUAAUUCUGAAGGCCCAAAAUCUGAAUGGAUCAGUCCCACGCGAGUUUAUUAGGCUCCCAUUUCUUCAAGAGAUUGAUCUCACUCGGAACUACCUCAACGGCACCAUCCCCCCGGAAUGGGGCUCCAUGAAACUCGUAAACAUUUCUUUGAUUGGAAACCGUAUCACUGGUUCGAUACCGAAAGAGCUCGCCAACAUCACUACGCUUCAACAACUUGUUUUGGAGUACAAUCAGUUGUCUGGAACUAUACCUCCCGAGCUCGGGAAUCUUCCUCUAAUACAAAGACUACUAUUUACCUCCAACAAUCUAACCGGAGAAUUACCCGCAAGUCUAGCAAAACUGACCACUUUGACAGACUUUCGUGUUAGUGAUAACAACUUCAUAGGAAGCAUACCGAAUUUUGUCCAGAACUGGACGAACAUGGAAAAACUAGUGAUUCAGGCUAGCGGUCUAUCUGGGCCGAUCCCGACUGGUAUUGCUUCCUUAACCAAAAUGACUGACAUGAGAAUCAGCGACUUGACUGGAAACGAUUCAAGUUUACCGUCUCUUAGUCCAAUGAAAAAGCUAAAGACACUGAUAUUGAGAAGUUGCAACAUUGUUGGGACAUUGCCGGAUUAUAUUGGAGAUAUGACGACACUCAAACUUUUAGAUCUAAGUUUCAAUAAACUAACCGGACCAAUUCCCGAGAGCUUUAUUAGUCUAUCAAACACGGACUACAUCUAUUUAACCGGGAAUUCUCUAAGCGGGCCACUGCCAGCUUGGAUGCUCAAAGACGGGGACAACAUUGAUUUGUCGUACAACAACAUUACGUACGAAAGUUUACCAGCAGAGUGUCAGCCGCGUAAACUAAACUUGUUUGCCAGCUCGAGAGGAAACACCAAUAGCGCUGUUUCCUGCUUAAGAAGCAGUUGUGAACGAAAGUAUUAUUCGCUUCGCAUAAACUGUGGAGGAAAACAAGACGUGGACGACAAAGGAACUAGCUAUGACGACGAUACAAAUUCUGGUGGGGCCUCGAAUUUCUUUCGUAGUAGGACAAACUGGGGAUUCAGCAGCACUGGCCACUUCUUGGACGACGAUCGCUCCAGAGACUCCUACACGUGGCAAAACGCCUCAAGCAUAUCCGGACAGAACCAGAAGCUGUACACGGAUGCACGCCUCUCUCCCCUCUCGUUGACAUACUACGGAUACUGUUUGAUAGAUGGAAACUACACAGUAAACCUCCACUUCGCGGAGAUCAUGUUUACGGAUGACAGAAAGUAUAGUAGCCUCGGAAAGCGUAUAUUUGAUGUCUACAUUCAGGGGAAGCUGGUCCUGAAGGAUUUCAACAUUGAACUUGAGGCAGGAGGAGUAAACAAGCCAAUAACGAAAAACUUCACUGCGGUUGUUACUGAUAAUACGUUGGACAUUCGCUUCUAUUGGGCUGGAAAGGGUACGAACGGCAUGCCUGUAAGAGGAGUCUAUGGUCCUCUCAUUUCAGCCAUUUCCGUCGAUCCUAACUUUACGCCCCCGUCUUCGUCAGAAGGUGGAAGUAGCAUUUCUGGAGGUGCUAUAGGUGGUAUAGUGGUAGGAGUUCUUUUUGCAGCCGUUUUGGUUCUAGGCGUUCUCUGGUGGAAGGGUUGUUUUGCACGUAAAGAUUCGAUGCACGAUGAUUUGAAGGGUUUAGACCUUCACACUGGAUCAUUUACACUAAGGCAAAUCAAAGCUGCCACGAACAACUUCGAUCCUGCUAAUAAGAUCGGUGAAGGUGGUUUUGGUCCUGUAUUCAAGGGUGUUUUAUUAGACGGUACAGUCAUUGCUGUGAAGCAGCUUUCUUCCAAAUCAAAGCAGGGGAACCGCGAAUUCAUAAAUGAAAUAGGCAUGAUUUCUGCCUUGCAACACCCUCACCUUGUUAAGUUGUAUGGAUGCUGCAUCGAAAGCAACCAGUUGCUGCUCGUGUACGAGUAUUUGGAAAACAACAGCCUUGCUCGUGCACUAUUUGGUCCGGAAGAUCUGCAAUUGCAUUUGGACUGGCCUAUGAGGCACAAGAUCUGCAUCGGUAUAGCACGAGGCUUGGCCUACCUCCACGAGGAGUCGAGACUGAAAAUUGUGCACCGUGACAUCAAGGCCACGAAUGUGCUCCUUGACAAGAACCUAAUGCCUAAGAUAUCUGAUUUCGGACUUGCCAAGCUUGACGAAGAGGAUAAUACUCAUAUAAGCACGCGCGUCGCUGGAACUUUUGGAUACAUGGCUCCUGAAUACGCGAUGCGAGGCUAUUUGACCGAUAAAGCAGACGUAUACAGCUUCGGAGUAGUUCUCCUAGAAGUCAUAUGUGGAAGGAGCAACACCAGCAUGAAGACCAAGGAUGAUUGCUUCUAUCUUCUUGAUUGGGCUAAUACGUUGAAGGCGAAAGGAAAUCUGCUGGAGCUAGUGGACUCAAGGCUGGGAUCAGACUUCAACAAAGAAGAGGCGAUGACGGCCAUCAACGUGGGGCUGCAGUGCACGAAUGCGCUGGCUGCGGAGAGGCCAAGCAUGUCGACCGUGGUGAGCAUGCUCGAGGGGACAGUAGGCGUUCAGCACUUCGUCUCAGGCACGAAUGUGUCGGUUGGGAAGGAGGGGGCUGAUGAGGUCACGGAGGGGCAGAGUAUAUCCAUGGACGUGCCGUGGACCGGAUCCUCGACAAAUACUGCUGAUCUGUACCCGGUGACUGUGGAUACUGAAUACUGGGAGAAGAGAGAUCUCUAGAGUUUUGAAGUGUUUUCUUGUUUCUUAUCAACUUUGUAUAUUUCUUGACUUUUUUUUAUGGCUUUGUACUAUUUUUUACCUUCCCUUGUUGGUGAUGUGUAAUUAGACAAUUUUCUUAUUUGUCACAUUACUGUAUGAUAUAGGGAGUUGUUACACACUUGAUUAACCUUAUUAUUUGAAGUUGAAGUUGAAGAAAAUGUUGCAAGUAUUAUUAA